Molecule: messenger RNA, 525 nt
Organism: Monoraphidium neglectum
Lineage: Eukaryota; Viridiplantae; Chlorophyta; Chlorophyceae; Sphaeropleales; Selenastraceae
Exons: 5
Coding region: 1-525 (174 amino acids)
Cellular component (GO): small-subunit processome; nucleolus
Source: RefSeq, a predicted model, not a curated record
AUGGGGAAGGCCAAAAAGACACGGAAAUUCGCCGAAGUCAAGCGGUUGCUGAGCCCCAAGGACAUCAAGCCGCCGAAGGAGAAGCAGCAGCACAAGAAAGACGAGAAGAAAGUGCGGCAUGUUGAGAAGGUGUCCAGCGCCCUCUUCUUCAAGUACAACACCCAGCUGGGCCCCCCCUACCAGGUGCUGGUGGACACCAACUUUAUCAACUUUUCCAUCAAGAACAAGAUUGACCUGGUGCGCGGCAUGAUGGACUGCCUCUACGCGGAGUGCACCCCCAUAGUCACGGACUGCGUCAUGGCGGAGCUGGAGAAGCUGGGCCAAAAAUACAGGGUGGCCCUUAAGGUCGCAAAGGACCCCCGGGUGGAGCGGCUACCGUGCAGCCACAAGGGCACCUACGCAGACGACUGCAUCUGCGAGCGCGUGGCGCAGGCCAAGUGCUACAUCGUGGCGACCUGCGACAGGGACCUGCGGCGGCGGAUACGCAAGGUGGGGGCGCGGCGCGGCUGGGUGGGGCGGGCGUGA